Molecule: messenger RNA, 1605 nt
Organism: Mauremys mutica (yellowpond turtle)
Lineage: Eukaryota; Metazoa; Chordata; Testudines; Geoemydidae
Gene: SEPSECS
Product: Sep (O-phosphoserine) tRNA:Sec (selenocysteine) tRNA synthase
Exons: 11
Coding region: 9-1475 (488 amino acids)
Biological process (GO): selenocysteine incorporation; conversion of seryl-tRNAsec to selenocys-tRNAsec
Molecular function (GO): O-phosphoseryl-tRNA(Sec) selenium transferase activity; tRNA binding
Source: RefSeq, a predicted model, not a curated record
CUUCCGACAUGAACGUUGAGAAUUUCGGCGCUAGCGAGAGGCUGGUGAACGCGGCCUACGUGCGGCAGGGGGCGCAGGGCCGGUGCGCGCAUGAGCUGCGCCUGCGGGUGUUGCUGGAGCAGGGCAAGUGUCCUGAAGAUGGAUGGGAUGAAAGUACCAUCGAACUCUUUCUUCAUGAACUUGCCAUUAUGGAUAGCAACAAUUUUCUGGGCAACUGUGGUGUGGGUGAGAGGGAAGGAAGAGUGGCAUCAGGAAUGGUUGCCCGUCGGCAUUACAGGUUAAUCCAUGGAAUUGGGAGGUCAGGGGAUAUUUCUGCUGUCCAGCCUAAAGCUGCAGGUUCUAGCCUUUUGAACAAACUUACGAAUUCAGUAGUUCUGGACAUUAUAAAGCUGGCUGGUGUCCGGACAGUCACCAAUUGCUUUGUGGUUCCUAUGGCAACUGGCAUGAGUCUAACCCUGUGUUUCUUAACACUGCGGCACAAGAGACCAAAGGCAAAGUAUAUUAUUUGGCCACGCAUAGAUCAGAAAUCCUGCUUUAAAUCUAUGAUAACUGCAGGUUUUGAGCCAGUGGUGAUAGAGAAUGUAUUAGAAGGUGAUGAGCUGCGCACAGACGUAAAGGCGGUAGAGGCUAAAAUCCAGGAUCUUGGAGCUGAAAAUGUUCUCUGUGUUCAUUCUACUACAUCUUGCUUUGCUCCAAGGGUACCUGACAGACUGGAAGAACUGUCUGUGAUUUGUUCUAAUUAUGACAUUCCUCAUAUUGUCAACAAUGCAUAUGGAAUUCAGUCUUCAAAAUGUAUGCAUCUCAUCCAGCAGGGUGCUCGAGUAGGUAGAAUAGAUGCUUUCAUCCAGAGCUUGGACAAAAAUUUUAUGGUUCCAGUAGGUGGUGCUAUCAUUGCUGGCUUCAGUGAUUCCUUCAUCCAGGAUAUCAGCAAGAUGUACCCAGGAAGAGCGUCAGCAUCUCCUUCCUUAGAUGUCCUCAUUACCCUACUGUCCCUGGGUGAAAGUGGCUACAGACAGCUACUAAAAGAGAGAAAGGAAAUGUUUUCCUACCUUUCAGGUCAGCUGAGGAAGCUAGCAGAAGUCUACAAUGAGAGGCUGUUGAACACACCACACAAUCCUAUUUCCUUAGCUAUGUCUCUAGAGAAUCUAGAUAAACACAGUGACAUGGCUGUUACUCAGCUUGGAUCUAUGCUUUUCACAAGACAAGUUUCAGGAGCAAGGGUGGUUCCCCUUGGGUCUUUGCAAACAGUGAAUAACUACACUUUCAAAGGCUUUAUGUCACAUACAAAUAACUAUCCCUGUGCUUACCUCAAUGCUGCUUCAGCAAUUGGAAUGAAAAAGCAAGAUGUAGACCUGUUCUUAAAAAGACUGGAUAAGUGUAUGAAGACUUUUAGAAAAGAAAAGAGCAAUGGAAAAGAUGUUCCUGAAAUGGAUAACUGUACUAAACAUACAAGUGUGGGAGAGACUGAAGACUAGAACAAGAUGUGGAUUUUGGAACACACAAAGUUUGGGGGGUGUGUUUGUUUGUUUGUUUUUUGGAUUGUGUGAAGUUUGUAUCCUGUUUGUAUUGUGGAAUAUGCAAUACAGGGAGUGGAAAUUUAAAUUU